UCUUAUUGUCCGUCGGAUACGAAUCGACACCUCGAUAAGGUUUUGCGGCUUUAAAAAGCGGGCUGACCCAUAGUUCGUUUUAAGUAAGAGUGUAUUAUAAAGAGGUUAAUAGCGGUACAACAGAGUUUGGUAUGAUCUCUCCGUUCCAAUAGAUGGCAGCAAUACAGACACGAAUCUGAAUUUUGUGAUGGGCAAAGUAGAGGGGCGGGUUUUGGGAGUCACGGGGCCGAUGAUUGGUGGAAGGCGACCUCGGCUGCAGAAUGCGGUGCCGCGAUCAGAACCGGCGCGAUGGCCAAGAGCGCAGCGGUCGUUGUGGACAGCGAUUUGAGAGGGCAGUCGGCCUCCAGCAUCAUUCAUGUAGCGAGAGCGACUUCGCCGGCCAUCGUUAAAGAACAGAAUGGAGAAGACCGCGUUUCCGGCGUAAAGCGCGAGGAGCAGGAGAGUCCAGAUUCAAAAACUGUGCUCCCCAAUUUAGUAAAAGAAGAACUCAUCAGUUUGGACGACGCUCAAGAGUUCAUGGCUUCUCCAGCCUGCAGGGAAACAUCUCAACACAACCAAUUACACACCGCUCAAUGUGGAGAAAGUGAAAAGGUGGAAGGACAUUUACUCGAUGAAGACAAAGUGAAUAUCACGGCAUCGGUUCCGAUGAAAGAAGAGUUCCUUGAUCCAGUUUCUGUGUCGGUGAAAGAUGAAUUGUGUGAAAUUCAAAUUUUCUUACAUAAUAACUUAAUUGAGUCUAACCUGGAAGAUACAGAAAUUAAGGAGGAGCAGCCUGAAGGUAGCCUUGCAGCUUCUAAAGUAACCCACGAGCAGGACAACCAUGCGAGUUUCGAUUCAUCUGUUAAUUGUGUGAGGUGUAGCGAGUGUGGAAAGACCUUCAGUUGUUUGUCAAAGUUAAAGAUUCACCACAGAAUCCACUCUGGCCAGAAGCCAUAUAGUUGUGACGAAUGUGAGAAGAGCUUCAUUCAGUCUUGUCAUCUGAAAGCACACAAAAGGAUUCACACUGGUGAGAAGCCAUAUAGUUGUGCUGAAUGUGGGAAAAGCUUUGGUCGUUUAGAAAACUAUAAAACGCACCAGAGAAUUCACACCGGAGAAAAACCGUUUGGCUGUCCAGAAUGUGGCAAGAAUUUCAAUCGUUUAGGAAACCUGAAAGCCCACCAAAGAAGCCACACUAGAGAGAAGCCAUACGGUUGUCCUGAAUGUGGGAAGAGGUUUAGUUCUUCUGCAGGCAUCAUGAUACACCAAAAAAAGCAUACUGGAGGGAAAUUGUUUAAUUGUCCCAAAUGUGCAAAAACCUUCUCAUGUUUGGGAAGCUUACAGACACACCAGAGAGUUCAUACUGGGGAGAAACCAUUCAGCUGUUUCGAAUGUGGAAAGAGCUUCAAACGUUUAGGGACAUAUAAAAUGCACCAGAAAAUUCAUACUGGUGAAAAGCCAUACGAAUGUUCAGAAUGCGGGAAAAGAUUCAAUCGUCUGGGAAAUUACAAGAUACAUCAGAAAAUUCAUACAAGAGAGAAGCCGUAUAGUUGCUCUGAAUGUGGGAAAAGGUUCAGCAAACUUGGAGAAGUUACAACACAUCAGAACAGGCAUAUGGGAAAUAAAUUAUUUAAUUGUUCAGACUGUGGGAAGACCUUCUCUUGUUUAGGAAAUCUUCAACUGCACCAGAGAAUCCAUACUGGGGAGAAACCUUACAACUGUUUAGAAUGUGGAAAACGCUUCAGUCGUUCUGGAAACUUUAAGAUACACCAGAGAGUCCACACUGGGGAGAAACCAUACAGCUGUCUCGAGUGUGGAAAGCGUUACAGCCAUUUGUCUAACCUUAAAGCUCACCAGAGGAAGCACACUGGAGAAAAACCGUAUUUUUGCACUGAUUGUGGGAAAUGUUUCAGUCAAGCCUCAGGUUUUAAGAUACAUAAGCGAAUUCAUACCGGGGAAAAGCCGUAUAAGUGUUCACAAUGUGGGGAGAGCUUUAAUCGCUCUGGAAAGCUCAAAUCACACUCAAAGAUUCACACAAAUAACUCAAGUUGUGGGUAGAGUUCUCAGUGUUAAAGACACUUCGUAGUGAAAGAGUGUCCAGAGGAUUAGUAGUAGAAAGGCCUGAGAGAUUAAUGCACAAGUCUAAUCUGAGGGCCCAGGAAAAAGUCAAACUCAUUAAAGAGACAACAAAUAAGCCAAAACACACAAUGAGAAUUAAAUUCCAGGAAGGAGGCCAUGUGUCCUACCACUAAAAUCUUGGCUUCGUCUAACACAAGAUUUUCAUUCAAAGAGGGGAUGUUUGGAUAUGUAUGCCACCAUCUUAAAUAGGGGCUACAUUCCAAUGUUAAGUGCCACAACACCACCCAAUCUCCUGACUGGCAACUAUACAGAACAUGGGUUUGUCCAUCAGAAACAAAUGAAAUGACAGUCUGUGAUGGUGCCUUGGUGAUUUUAAUGUCAUAAAAAUAGAAAAGAUGAACCACUAGAUUAUUUAGGAGUUAAAAUUAUUUGAAAAUGCAAUGAACUGUCUCUCAAGAAGCUAAAAACAAAAUUCAUAACACUCACUCCAGCAUUGUCUUGGCUGUAUGCUGUGGUCAUUGUUGUGCCGAAAUUUUAACUAUCACCUCAUUCUCAAUCUGCAUGCACUCUGGAGCAGAUUUUCUUCAAGGACCUUUCUGUACUGGGCCACAUUCGUCCUUCCCUCAGUUCUGACCACUGCCACUGAGAAAACCCCUAUAGCAUCAGGCAACCACUAUGCUUCACCAUUGGGCAGAGGUGUUGAGAACUUCCCAAAGACUUCAAUUUUUAUGACAUUAGAACAGAACAUUUUUCCUUGUGCCCUCACAGUUCUAUAAAUGCUGUUUGGCAAACUCCCAGCGGACUUCCAUGUACCUUUUAAUUAAGGGUUGCUUACAUACUGCCAAUCUAACCUCAAUUCUUACCAGUCUCCUUGUCUCCACCACUGAGAAGCACCCACACCCAUAUAGCAUGAUGCAACCACCAUACUUCACUCUAGGGAUGGUACUAGGCAGAUGGUGAGUGGUGCCUGGUCUUUGCAAGACCAAGUGCUUGGAGUUCUCCCCAAAGAGUUCAAUUUUUCUCUCAUCAGAACCUUUUUCUUCUUGUUCUGAGUCCUGUAAAUUCCCACAUACCUGACUUCCGUCUAGCCACUCUACCAUGAACACAUGAGUAACAGAGCACUGUUGAGAUGGUCAUCCUUCCAUUAUGCUGUCCUAUCUCAGCAGAUUACUUCUGAAGCUCUGUUAGAGGGACUGCUGUGGUGUUGAUCACCUCCCUGCUCAAGGCCCUUCUUGCUUGCUUUACACAGUUUUUCCAGAUGGCCAACUCUUAAGAAGAAUCCUGGUGGUUCCAUUUCGAUUAUUGGGCCAUCUUGCUGGGAACACUCAAAGCUUUAGAAAUGGUUUUAUGCCCUUGCCCUGAUCUAUGCCUUACCCCAGUUUGAUCAUGGAGGUCUACGGAGAGUUCCUUGGAGUUCAUGGCUUGGUUUUUCUCCUGACGUGCAGUGCGAAUUGUGGGACCUUAUCUACACAGUUGUGUGCCUUUCUAAACAAUAUCCAGUCAGUUCAGUUUUCCACUUCUGGAUUCCGGUCACCUUCUUGAUACAUCUCAAGGAGAAUUAAAGUGAACAGGAUGUACCUGAGCACAAUUUGGAGUGCCACAGUAGAGGGCCUGAAUGCUUAUGUGAGAGAUUUUAGUUUUUAAUUUAUAUAAGUUUUCAAACCUUUCUGAAAACGUUUUGUCCCAAUGGGUUAUUGAGUAUUAAAUGACAUGUACUUAAUCAAGGCCAGUAUUUCGAGGGGUUGGUAUUCACAAUUGAUAAGGUAAGUUAAGUGAGCGUAUGGUUUUUACAUGAAAACAAUUGUGUUACAUUGAACAUGAAGUUAAUAAUAAAGUUUUGCAAUCGCAUAAACUAAAAUAGAGAAGGGCGACUGGGAAUCUGAAUUGUGGGACAAUACAGUACAUGAGCUGCUGGUUCUGCAGACUCCAUCCUGACAAUGUUUAGAUUUGAAGUAGAGGAAUGCUGUGAAGAUACCUGAAGUCGCUGCAUAUUGGACAGUGGAUGGGUGGGUUAAGUAAGGAGAUGAUGGGGAUGUGGGAACCCAACUUCAUGCAGAACCACAUAUUGUAGUUAGCAUAGACGUCAUAGUUAGGGGG
Molecule: messenger RNA, 4152 nt
Organism: Erpetoichthys calabaricus (reedfish)
Lineage: Eukaryota; Metazoa; Chordata; Cladistia; Polypteriformes; Polypteridae
Product: gastrula zinc finger protein XlCGF57.1-like
Exons: 2
Coding region: 289-2034 (581 amino acids)
Source: RefSeq, a predicted model, not a curated record